AUGCAAGUGAAAUGUUGAUUCCUGUGUGCAACGAACGUUUGCCGGUGAGGCUGGAAAUAUGCGUAAUUUCCGCAAAAGCGCUCCCUGUUAUGAACAAGAGCAUUAACUCUACUGAUGCCUUUGUGGAAGUGAGAUUUUUGGAAACUAUUGAUAAAACGGACGUGGUGACAAGUUUAAAUCCAGUAUGGAACAGUGAACAAUUUGUUUUCGACACAGACGAGAGAGAACUGACAGAAGAAUGGUUGCAGUUAAGAGUUAUGGAUCAUGACACUUAUUCUGCCAACGACGCAAUUGGCCGCGUGAACAUUGAUUGCAACAUUUUCAUGGAAAGAAUGAGGAUGGCAAAAACUGAAGUGCUUGAUGAAACGUUUAGUUUCAAAGUUUACGAUACGAUAUAUGGAAAUCGAGGAGAGCUGACAAUCAGUGUUAAAAUGCAUUUGUUAAUGCAAUAUAAUCCGAAAAAUUACGUGCAUAUAAUUUCGACAACUUCAAUUCCGACGGGCUUGCGAAUUUCCGACAUUUUUGGUUUAGUUGACCAUAUUCGUUGUGAGAAAGACCCGGACUACGAAUGGCUUGACAAAAUUCGCACACCUCGCGCUACCAACGAAGCCAGACAAAAUGCGAUUCGCGUCACAAUGAGAGAUUCCAUCAUGGGAAUAGCUCAAAAAGCUUACAAAAUGGGUGGUAAUGCAAUAUUUGGACUUCAAGAGUAUGUAGACAUGGAGGGUUCGGCAUCUGAUCUACUCACAUGCCGGUUGAUUGGAACCUGUGCAAAAAUAGUUCACGAAAGUUGUGUACCACUGCGGUAUGGAAAACCAGCGAAACCAAUUUUUACGAUCGACAAGUUACCCGGAGAAAGGCAAAUCGGAUUAGGAUCGCUGUUAACUUCACGAUCCAUCAAACUUCUAAAUGAGGAUGAAGAUCCCGAAUCCGUACGCCGAAGCUACUGGGUAUCUUUGCGGGCGGAAAUUUUUCAACAAGCCAGAAGUAUUGGGUGCAAUUUGAUUAUUGGAUACACAGAAGCUGUCAACGUGAAUGAAGGAGUUGCUUUGCUCACGUGCACCGGAACUGCUGUGAUGAUGUCUGAUGGAUCGGAAACUUUUGGUAUGAAUUAUGCCGCAAACGACACAAGUGCAAGGAAUAGUCCAGUUGUUGUCAGAGAAUCUGUGGAAAAAGAGAACAAGGAAAGGAAAGCGCUUUUUAAGUUUAAUGGAUCCGAAGGUCGCGAAAAGAGAUCUGAUUCUGCACCGAGGGCAUUCAGAUGCAACCAGUUUCAUAGCCCAAGCCACGAGACAAAGUACCAUUCUCCGAGUAAAGUGCUGCCAUGUUCAUAUUGCAAAAACGGGCUAGUUUCGGAAUUCAUUUUGUCCACCCAACAAUGCCCACCACCGCAAUACUACGCUGGCCCCCGUAACUUCAUUCAAGUGUCUGUGUGCAAGAAAAUAUCGAGCGAUCCGAAUGAAACGGCCGACUACGCGUCAGACAUCGGCAAUGCGUUGCCGUACUCUGACCACGAAUUGAUUGGCAACUUGCUGACUGAGGCGAAAAGUGUUUAUCCAUUGGGCAACGCAAUUUUCGCUCUUGACAUCACAAAUGCAGUAUGCGACGAUUCUCUAGUGUGCAUCAUCACCGGCGUUUUAGUUCGUCUCCUUGUCAUACAGAAAGCUGAUGCAGCCUCCCCUUCAAUCAGUAAUGUGCUCUCGUUCUCCUCUCUCCAACGUCAGCACGACGCGCGUAGGUUCUCGUGGGGAACAGUGAGGGAUGCGAUCCGGUUCAAGCCAACUGUCCAAUCCAACUUGACAUUGAAAAUUCUCAACAUCAAGCAAGGAGUGGACGACAAUAAUUCUUCAUCCGCCAAAAGUCGCCUACGGCUAAACACAAUCGUUGAUAAGGUUCGAAGAAAACAACAUAAGGAAUAUGUAUCCCAUGUGGUGUUUGAACGGCAUAUGAGUCUAUCAAUCGGAAUUCAUGAGAACCAAAGCGCCGGAAAUGCUACUUCGAUUGCUGGAGUUCAUUUGUCGAAUUCACUGUAUCCCCAGUUUGUUAACAAGGAUGUUAUUGAAGGAAUGCUACCGGUUGCAAGAUUUUCUGAUGUUUUUGUCAGGGAAGAUCUGACAACUGCUGUCCGCGACUCUACCACAGUGGACGGUUUUGUGACCAGCGCGCUUGAGGAAAGAAUAACAACAAUCAAGUCAAUAUUAUCUCUCGGAGGAUCGAAUGCCGUCGUCGCUAACAUGCGAAUCUCAUGCCCACAGUUUAAUGUGUCUAAAGAACAUGCUCAUAUCAUUCUUUUAGUUAGUGUUGACUUUUAUACCGUUCCUUAAUUUUAUAUUUAUUGAUUCAUAUCUCUUCCACCUCUCAUGUCAAAGCUUUCUUGAAUCGAUCUCAACAGUUCGGAAAAGAAAACUUUAUAAUUGUUUAACAUCUAGUCAAUAAAUGUUUUAUUAAUCUAAA
Molecule: messenger RNA, 2454 nt
Organism: Caenorhabditis elegans
Lineage: Eukaryota; Metazoa; Nematoda; Chromadorea; Rhabditida; Rhabditidae
Gene: ccd-5
Product: C2 domain-containing protein
Exons: 16
Coding region: 12-2324 (770 amino acids)
Molecular function (GO): calcium-dependent phospholipid binding
Source: RefSeq, marked reviewed